Molecule: messenger RNA, 3843 nt
Organism: Balaenoptera ricei (Rice's whale)
Lineage: Eukaryota; Metazoa; Chordata; Mammalia; Artiodactyla; Balaenopteridae
Gene: PLEKHB1
Product: pleckstrin homology domain containing B1
Exons: 7
Coding region: 175-720 (181 amino acids)
Biological process (GO): regulation of cell differentiation
Cellular component (GO): membrane
Source: RefSeq, a predicted model, not a curated record
AGGUCCCGGGCGCAGCCUGGGGAGUGAACAGGCCCGGGCGCUCUGGGGCGCACAAAGCGCAGGCGCAGCGGGUUGGGAGGCCGCAGCACCAAGUAGCGGCCGUUUUGGCAGCAGCGUCGCAACAGGUGUAGACAGGUUCCGCCUGACUCUGCCCUGGAAAGUCCUUUUGAGGAAAUGGCCCUGGUGAGGGGCGGCUGGCUGUGGAGACAGAGCUCCAUCCUCCGCCGCUGGAAGCGGAAUUGGUUCGCCCUGUGGCUGGAUGGAACCCUGGGCUACUACCACGAUGAGACUGCGCAGGAUGAGGAGGACCGCGUGCUCAUCCACUUCAACGUCCGAGACAUAAAGAUAGGCGAAGAGUGCCGCGAUGUGCAGCCCCCAGAGGGCAGGAGCCGAGAUGGCCUGCUGACUGUGAACCUACGAGAGGGCGCCCGCCUGCACCUGUGUGCAGAGACCCGGGAUGAUGCCAUAGCAUGGAAGACGGCACUGCUGGAGGCGAACUCCACCCCGGCCCCAGCUGGAGCCACCGUCCCUCCCAGGAGCCGCCGGGUUUGCCCCAAGGUCAGGUGUGUGACCCGCUCGUGGAGCCCCUGUAAGGUUGAGAGGCGGAUCUGGGAGACCUGGCACUUCCUUCAAGGCAAGGAUCAAGUUAGGUCAGCUCUGCCCCUGUGGAACCUGGCACAGUGCUGGGUAUACAGCCGGUGCACAAUGAGUGCUCAGUGAUGGGGACAGUCUAUUUUGACCCUCCUAUUCCUGGUGCAUGAGGGUGGGGUACAAGUAGGCCUCAAGCAGUAGUCACUGAAUGGGCAAAUGAGUGAAUGAAUAAAGAGAGGAAGGAAGGAGUAAAAAAAACCUCUGUUAUGGCCUCACUACUGCGUAUUAUAAUUUAGUCCGUGUCUGUCUCCCUGCCACACACCCCUCUCCCCAGUGUUUCUGGAAAGCAGGAUUUGGGGAUGAAUCCCCUCUCUGUCUCCAGCACUCAGCCUGACCUGGGGUGGGCACAGUGGGGGGCUUGGGUUAGAGUACCUGUGGUCAACUGUGAACUCCUUUUCUAGCACAGUGGUGCUCAAUGUGGCUGUGCAUUAGAAUCGCUUACGGACUUAAGAACAAUUCAAAUGUUCAGCUCCUACUUCUGGAUGCUCUAAUUUUGUAGUUCUGGGUGGGGCCUUGGAAACCUAUGGUUUAAAAAAUUUCUCCUGACGAUUCUGAUGUGCAGAACCACUGAGCCCAGAAGUGCUAGGACCACCUCGAUGCAUAGACAUGGUUCUGCUGGAUUCUCACUGUGCCUUGGGAGUGGGCAGUGUAGGAAAGACUGUCCUCAUUUACAGAUGAGAAAACUAAAGCUCUGAGAGGUUACAUAACAUGACCGGGGUCACUUAAUUCAUCAGUGGCAGGGCUGGGAUUCCCAGCCCAGCAUUCUGAGGCAUCCCCCAUACCCAAACUAGGAUACAAGUUCGUUUAAAGUGGGGAUGCCAAAAAAUUGAAUUUAAAAAGCUAUAAACUUGAGCUUUUCUGAGGGGAGGGGUCCAUUUGCAUGUGACCUCCUGAUUGACUGACCCUGUCCCCACCUACAAAAGGGGCUGGGCCUGGAGUGGGAGAGGAUCAGGAUCAAACCCUUAGAUUCUGUGAGGUCUCUGGGGAAUCCCCUGCCACGUUGCCAGGUGACCCACAUGAGCUUACCUCUGGGCCUCUUAGUCCUGGAGGGUAGAAACAGGUGCCCCACAGAGACAUGAGAUGGUGUUUUCCACUUUCUCCAGGGCCUGACAGGCCCACUGGCUCACAGUGCAGGGCAGAUGUAGGACCUCAACUUCCCUACCAGUAAACCUGGGGCUCUGAGUGCUUAGAUCUCUCUAGCCCCUUCUAGGCUUAGAGCUCAGAUCUUGGUCACCCCUACCAGAAAGCCCUAUUGGAUCACCCUUGGGGAAGGAGCACAGUAAGGGAAGUCACUUGAGACUGAGCAUUGUUCGUCUGAGCCUCCUGCAUUGCCCUGGGUCUGGUCAUUGUCCCUAACUUGAAACUGGACUUAGAGUUGGGUGACCUUAGUUCCAGUCUGACCCUGUAUUUGACUCACUUGAGAUAAAUUCAAUACAUUAGGCACCUACCAUGUUCCAGUCAGGCCUGAUUAGACCCAGUCCCUGCCCUUGUUGGGGGCAGGGGGUGUUUUCUUCAAGUCUGAUGGAGGAGACACCUCACAGGGAUACAACAAUGACACCAUAGAGUGGUUGGUGCUGUGAUGAUGGAAGUCUAAGGGCCGUGGGUGCCCAGAUGGGACCCUAACAGAACCUGAGGUUCAGGGAGAGUGAUAUGUGAGUUGAGUCUAAAAGACAGGUUAGGUAGUUGAAUGAAAAAAGGUGAGAAAGGAAUCCCUUUCAAAGGGAAAUGGCAUGGAUACUUGAAAUCACAGGUGUGCUUGGAGGACUCCCCUUUACAGCCGGACUUCUUAAAAGAGAUGUCAUGACAUGCUGAUUCCAUCCCUCUUCUCUCAACCAUUCUUCAGUCCUCCAUAGUCUGGCUUCUUUCUCCAACCACUCCUCUGAAAAGUGUUUUCAUGGUCGCCCACAAUUUCCAAUAAACCAAUGGCUUAUUCUCUUGGCACUGGACAAGAGGAUGGACAGAAGAGCAUAUUCAGAAGAUAAAAUCAUGAGAUCUGGUGGCUAAUAUGAUGUGGAAGAUGUGUGUGAAGACAGCGGUGCCAACCUGAUGUCUUGGUAUGAGUGCAUGGUGGUGGCAUUUAGAGGAAAGCAUUCACAAAAGAGCAGGUUUGGGGGGAUCGAAGGAUAAUGAAAUUACUUUGAGAUGGUUUAAGUUUGGACACCUGGACUUUUAAGGGACCACCUGGACCAUUUAGGUGUUAAGCUCAGUUAGAGAUAUAAGGUGCAAGGGGCCUAAGAAGUCUGUUCCAAGUCUGUUCCCCAUGGAUAAAAUGAGGGUCUUGGAUUAAAAGCUUCCAUUUAAUUCAGCAUAUAUUUAUUAGUCCUUGCUAUUCCCUAGGCCCUGCUGGCAACACAAAUGAAUCAAAGCCCUUGCCAGUAGGCAGCUCACAUUCAGGGUGCAGGCAGGAAAGGCCAGGAGGAAGGCUAGGAACAAGAGGCACAAGCAUAGUCCACAGAGAACUCAGGAAGAAAGGAUUCUUUCUGAGGCCAGAAGGGCUUCCUGGAGUGGGUGACUUUUGAAUUAGGCUUUGAGGGGUUGGUAAAAAUCUAAUGGGGGAGGGAAGAGGGCGGACAGUCUAUUCCUCCCUCCCAGAGAGAACACUGACCAUUCUUCUCUGAGCCUCCAUCCCCAGCUGUGUGGCAGAGUGAAUAAUGCCUGCUAUAAGGAUAAGAGGAAAUAACACAUGUCAGCAUCUCCCUUAGGACCUGGAACAUGGUGGAUGCUUAAUAAUACUUUAGUUACUUCCCAUCUCUACCUUUCCUUUCCCUUCCUUCCUCCACAACCCCCUUUUAUUUCCUGGCCAAGGCCCAGGCCCCCCUCUCCAUAACCGGGAGAGUAGAGAAGUCCAUUGGGUUUCUCCAGGUGUCAUCACUGGAGAGCUGCUAGCAAAUAUUAGACUAUCUAUCAAAGGAAGUAGGGAGCCAUGGAGAAUUUUUGAUCAGGGGAGUGCUAGGUAGGAAGCCAGGGCAGGAAAAUGGCAUCGCUGGGAGCUGGAUGGAGGGGCUGAAGUAUUAGAGGACAAGAAGGGCCUUGUGGGGAGGUAGGGUCUUUCUUCAGGAGUUUGCUGGUAUCUGGGGACCCAUUUGUAAACUUGGUGUGGAGGCUCUGUGGGCCCAGAAGGGCCUGAACCAGGUGUGGCGGGUAGGGGACAAAAGCCGGGCCCAGCUCUCCGGCAGCUGACCAGGCAGGGCU